AUGUCUUCACUUUUCGAUGCCGUGAUCCAGUCCGAAUUGGGCUCAGGGCCCGCAAGCGACAACCUGCGAUCUGACCACCUCCCCAGCUCGCGGCGUUCUGAGAGCAAUGGCCCCAUGAGUGACAUGCACGCAUUUGCCGACGACCAGGUUGUAUCAGGGGGAAAUGCGACUAUCAAUCGCUUGCGCAACCCUUACACCGCUACCCCCGCACAGUUGAUCGAUGAUGCAGGAGAGAGGGUGAGGGGUGCGUUUGAAACGCUACUGGAAGAGUAUCAGGAGGAGCCUUCGUCCUCUGCGCCUAUCUCUUCGGGUGAGGUGCUCAGCACCAGAUAUUACAUCGCUCAGAUCAAAGGCAUGGCCAAAUUUGAGUUGUCGACUCUCUACGUUGAUUUCACCCAUCUCACAAGUUGGAGAGAUCCCAUUCUCGCCGAUGCUGUUGCCACUCAAUACUACCGAUUUCUACCCUUCCUCACCAAGGCACUGCACAACUUGAUCGCCAAAUAUGCGUCGGACUACUUCGUCUCCCACAGAUUGACAUCCAGCAGCGCGACGGAACCCGGGAGCUCAGCAACAGCGGGCGGAAGCUCCACCGACAACCCCGAGCUGGACCGUCACAUUCGCGAGAAGACUCGCCACCAACAAACAGAUAAGCUAUUCGCGCUCGCGUUCUACAACCUCCCUUUGGUUUCACGACUUCGACAACUUCGAACAAAGCAGAUUGGACAGUUGCUUUCUGUCUCGGGAACCGUCACGAGGACAUCCGAAGUCCGCCCCGAGCUGUCAUUGGGAACAUUCAUUUGCGAAGGCUGCAAGACAGUCGUCCAGAAUGUCGAGCAGACCUUCAAAUACACAGAGCCAUCGGAGUGUCCUAACCAAACCUGUGGUAACCGCGUGGGAUGGCGCCUCGAUAUCGGCAAAAGUACAUUUAUCGAUUGGCAAAAGGUGAAGCUCCAGGAAUCGUCACAUGAAAUCCCGACUGGUAGCAUGCCUCGCACAAUGGACGUUAUUCUGCGGGGUGAGAUGGUCGACCGGGCCAAGGCCGGUGAGCGCUGUAUUUUCACCGGUACUCUGAUUGUCGUUCCGGAUGUGAGCCAAUUGGGUCUUCCCGGUGUGCGCCCCGAAGCUGUCCGCGACGAUAAUUCCUUCCGAGGCGGCGACGGAAAUGGAGUUACUGGCUUGAAGGUGUUGGGUGUGCGCGAUCUUUCUUACCGCAUGGCAUUCCUCUCCUGCAUGGUCACACCAGACACGACGACACCCGGCCAAAAGCCCGAGCAACAGCUCAGUGGCCAGUCGAACAACAUUCUUGCCUCCUUGAACCAGAACCAAGAUGACGAUCGUGGAGAUGACUCGGCCCAGGAAGCGUUCUUGCACAGUCUCACCCCGGCUGAGGUUCAGGACCUGAAGCAGUUGGUGCACUCUGACUAUAUCUACUCUCGUCUGGUGGAUUCGAUCGCGCCCAUGAUCUGGGGCCACAGACAAAUCAAGAAGGGUCUGCUGUUGCAGUUGAUUGGUGGUGUUGGAAAGUCCACAUCUGCCGAGAGCCUCAAGCUUCGUGGUGAUAUCAAUAUCUGUAUUGUUGGCGACCCUUCGACCAGUAAGAGUCAGUUCUUGAAGUAUAUCUGUUCUCUGCAUCCUCGCGCAGUCUACACCAGUGGUAAAGCUUCUUCCGCUGCUGGUUUGACCGCCUCUGUUGUCAAGGAUGCCGAAACUGGCGAGUUCACCAUCGAAGCCGGAGCCCUGAUGCUUGCUAACGGCGGUGGUAUCUGUGCCAUCGAUGAGUUUGAUAAGAUGGACAUCGCUGACCAAGUGGCUAUUCACGAAGCCAUGGAACAGCAGACUAUUUCCAUCGCAAAGGCCGGUAUUCACACCACUCUGAACGCUCGUGCUUCCAUCCUUGCAGCUGCCAACCCAGUCAACGGUCGCUACGAUCCGAAGCAAACCCUUCGCAACAACUUGAACUUCAGUGCUCCUAUCAUGAGUCGUUUCGAUGUUUUCUUCGUCAUCCGUGAUGACCCCAAGGAGUCAGUCGACCGCAGUCUGGCCGAGCACAUUGUCAAUGUGCACAUGAACCGUGACGAGGCUGUUGAGCCUGAGCUGUCCACUGAACAGUUGCAGCGUUACAUUCGCUUCGCCCGCACCUUCCGCCCUGUUUUCACAGACGAGGCUAAGACACUACUUGUCGAGAAGUACAAGGAGCUGCGCUCCAAUGAUGCGCAAGGUGGUAUUGGUCGCUCUUCUUACCGCAUCACUGUUCGUCAAUUGGAGUCUUUGAUCCGUUUGUCUGAGGCUGUGGCCAAGGCCAACUGUGUCGAGGAAAUCAUUCCUCGCUUCGUCAACGAGGCAUACGACCUCCUCCGCCAGAGUAUCGUGACUGUCGAGAAAGACGAUGUCGAAAUCGACGAAGAGCAGCCUGCUCCCCAACACCAUGAGGAUGAGGAGAUGGCUGAUGGCGAUGCCGAGGGUGAUGAUCAAAUGCACGAUGAACCCCCCGCUCCCACUAAGCGCGAGGGAACCAAGGUCAAGGUGACAUACGACAAGUACCACGGCGUCUUGAACCACAUUGUCAGACGACUGGUCGAGGACGAAAAGACGGCGGCCGAGGGUGUCGAACAAGAAGACCUUGUUCUGUGGUACCUUGAGCAGAUCGAGGGUGAGAUUAGGGAUGAGGAUGACCUCGCCCGUGAACGCAAGCUUGUGAAGAUGGUGCUGAAAACCAUGGUUAAGGAUAACAUUGUGCUUCGUAUUUCCGGAACGGGCCUCACGGAAGGACCUGAUGAUGUCCAGGAAGACAGCAAAAUCCUCUAUGUCCUGCAUCCCAACUGCAACAUCGAUGAUAUGUAA
This is a messenger RNA of Penicillium olsonii, 2841 nucleotides long. The record is from the annotation of a GenBank genome assembly. Lineage: Eukaryota; Fungi; Ascomycota; Eurotiomycetes; Eurotiales; Aspergillaceae.